Molecule: messenger RNA, 1601 nt
Organism: Cheilinus undulatus (humphead wrasse)
Lineage: Eukaryota; Metazoa; Chordata; Actinopteri; Labriformes; Labridae
Product: cytochrome c
Exons: 3
Coding region: 165-479 (104 amino acids)
Biological process (GO): mitochondrial electron transport, ubiquinol to cytochrome c; mitochondrial electron transport, cytochrome c to oxygen
Cellular component (GO): mitochondrial intermembrane space
Molecular function (GO): electron transfer activity; heme binding
Source: RefSeq, a predicted model, not a curated record
GGAGAUCGCGCUGCACGUGAUUGGAUGAUGACGUCAAAAGCCGGUGCCUCUAAAGUGAAGUGACCUUCUAGCCGACCGCCAGAAGCUGCUCAUCGGACGCGACCAGCCAUUCAAACCCGCACAGGAGGGAGGAUAGCUCCGCUUAUACUAAUCAAAAGCUGACUAUGGGAGACAUUGCCAAGGGAAAGAAGACUUUCGUUCAGAAGUGUGCCCAGUGCCACACAGUAGAGGAGGGAGGCAAGCACAAGGUGGGCCCCAACCUCUGGGGUCUGUUCGGUCGUAAGACUGGACAGGCGGAGGGCUAUUCGUACACAGACGCCAACAAGAGUAAAGGUAUUGUGUGGAAUGAUGGUACCUUGAUGGAGUACCUGGAGAAUCCAAAGAAGUACAUCCCUGGAACCAAAAUGAUCUUUGCUGGCAUCAAGAAGAAGGGGGAGCGUGCAGACCUUGUUGCAUACCUGAAAUCGGCGACAUCAUGAGCUAAUCAUCAAAAUCAGAAUAUUUAAUGUCAUUUUAUUGUAUUUUUUGUUUUAUUUUUAGGCAUUGACAUGCUUAAUAUAGUUUUCUGUUUAGUCAUUUUUACACAUGGCUAAUUUAUGCUGUGUUUGGUUAGAAAAGUGGCACUUUUUUGAUAAAGCAAGUGUUGCUUUCUUUAUAAGUCCUAUUACGAACAACCCUUAAAGUGACUAAACAUAAAACUACCAUGUGUUCGUUUUUUUUGCUGAGCUGUACUUUGACUCUAAUAAGACGAACAAAAUAAUAAUUAUUUAAAAAUGUCUAGACAUGAUAGGUUUCCUGUUCUUUUUUCAUGAAAACACUACUUUGUUACUUUUCUGUCUGCAGAGCCAUGCUUCAGUUGCUUUUUUAAAAGCAUCACUUUUUCACUAUCAGUCACAUAACAGUGAUACAGGGUGGAAAAUGAGGACAUUUGGUGGCUGAUGGAUGCUUUUUCUCAAUCAAACACCAGCUUUCAUGCCAACUGGAGUUUCAGGCCUUAAAGGGGCGAUGCUGCAGUUUUAACUCUCUGCAGUCCCUUUUGUCUAUCCUUAUUUAUUGAUGUUAAGAAACUACCACUUGACAUGAAUGCUCUACAGAUCCCACUAGAUUAAUACUUGUUCUGUAAAAUGUUUAAAAUCCCCUUAUUGCAUUUUAGGACCCCCAAACUGAGCCUGGCUUGUAAGGUUACUGAAGCAGCCCCUUUGAGCCUCUGUUCCCGGCCCCUGCCUGCCAUCACACUCUGUGUGAGUUUUUAAAAAUUUUCCAAGGGUCACACACUGUAUCUGCCUCUGCACAGCUAAGAAUUGUGGUACUUAUCCUGCCUAUCAUUGCUGCAGAGCAGCUGUAUUAUAAACUUCAAGAGGGCACCAUCUUGAGUGAGGAAUGAUGUUAUUUACCUGGUUUCACAGGCCUGAGAGAAAUGUUGUUUUAACUUAUUUUACUGUAACCUGAGAGACUAACACAUAUUUUGAAGGGGCUGCUUGCUGUCUUUGUGUACAGCAAUGUACUGUAUGCACAGAAACAAUAUAACAUGGUAGCUAUGUUGUGUAGUUGUGGACAGGAUGGAUGAAGGAUCAAAUAAAAAAGAACAUCUGAAAUGUGAA